AUGCCGGCCGUGCCCGGUGGGAAAAAAAACCCCAACGGUAAAGUUCGAGCUGCUCGCUCCCGGUGUGUCCCGGGAUCCAUCCUCCAGCAGCGCGUCCGACCCAGGGAACGAGACCUCCAGAGAACAGGGGUUUCCCCGGUGCUGUCCCGCCCCCUCGCCGCUCUCCUGCCCCUCGGGACUCCGGCUCGUUUCGAUUUCGUUUCCCGGAAGGAUUACGCCGAAGCCGCCGCGGUUGCAGGGACGGGACCUGCUCGCGCCGGGCACCGAGGGGCAGCGGGGUCGGGGCAGCGUUGUGCACCGCUGUGGGAACGGCCACUCACCGACACUGGGGAUGCAGGAAUCCAGCCGUCGCUGUGGAGCAAGGAGGAUGUGGGGCACUGGCUGCGGUGGGCGGAGCAGGAGUACUCCCUGCGGCAGGCAGAGCGGAGCCGCUUCCAGAUGAACGGCAGAGCCCUCUGCAUGCUCACCAAGGAGGACUUCAGAUACCGAGCUCCCAGCUCAGGUGAUGUGCUGUAUGAAUUGCUUCAGUACAUCAAGACUCAAAGAAGAGCUCUGGUGUGCAGCCCUUUGCUGAACUCACCCUUCAGGGAAGCCAGGACCUCAGAUGGAGGGUCAGGCUGUAGUGCUGAGGCUGCCCCAGCUGCUGCUUUCUCCUGCCCUGGCCGUGCGGAGCCUCUCGACACCUCCCAUCCCAGCCUGGAGAGCAGCUACAAGACAGAUGCCAUCUGCUCCUUCCCUACAACCCUGCCAGCCCCAGUGGAUGGGAAAAUUGCAGACUGCAGGUUGCUGUGGGAUUAUGUCUACCAGCUGCUCUCUGACAGCCGCUAUGAGCCCUACAUCAAGUGGGAGGACAAGGAAGCCAAGGUCUUCCGAGUUGUUAACCCAAACGGACUUGCCCAGCUCUGGGGAAACCACAAGAACCGGAUGAACAUGACCUACGAGAAGAUGUCACGGGCACUCAGGCACUACUACAAGCUCAACAUCAUCAAGAAGGAGCCAGGGCAGAAGCUCUUGUUCAGGUUUUUGAAGACUCCUGGGGAGAUCAUCCAUGAGAAAUCCAGCAAGCUGGAGCAGCUGGAGAAUGAGGAGCAUGAUGAUUGGAAAGCAGACCCACUGGAGGCUCCACUGUAG
Messenger RNA from Indicator indicator, 1131 nucleotides. It is a transcript of the gene ETV7, whose product is annotated as ETS variant transcription factor 7. NCBI's taxonomy places the organism in Eukaryota, Metazoa, Chordata, Aves, Piciformes, Indicatoridae. Gene Ontology annotation, biological process: regulation of transcription by RNA polymerase II; cell differentiation. Bases 1 to 1131 code for a protein of 376 amino acids. The transcript has 8 exons. Gene Ontology annotation, cellular component: nucleus. The record is from RefSeq and is a predicted model, not a curated record. Gene Ontology annotation, molecular function: DNA-binding transcription factor activity, RNA polymerase II-specific; sequence-specific DNA binding.